Amblyraja radiata (thorny skate) is the source of this 4279-nucleotide messenger RNA. RefSeq names its product secretory carrier membrane protein 1 (gene scamp1). The record is from RefSeq and is a predicted model, not a curated record. Lineage: Eukaryota; Metazoa; Chordata; Chondrichthyes; Rajiformes; Rajidae. The transcript is spliced from 9 exons. Gene Ontology annotation, biological process: protein transport. Bases 210 to 1214 code for a protein of 334 amino acids. Gene Ontology annotation, cellular component: recycling endosome membrane; trans-Golgi network membrane.
GCCGCCAUUUUCUCGCCGUCUGAUGUGAUCCGAGGGCGAAGGAAGCGCGUCUGUCAGUCCGUCCGUCCGUCUGCCGGCCCGGUCCGGCCCCGCCCCGCACGUCCCCAGUGCCCGCACCGACACCGACACCGACAUAGCGACCACGCAGCGGGGCAGGCAGCAGACAGCAGGCGGCCUCACGCCCACCCACCCACACGAGAGCAGCCGACAUGUCCGACUUCGACAGCAACCCCUUCGCCGAUCCCGAGUUCAACAAUCCUUUCAAGGAUCCAUCUGUUACACAAGUGACAAGAAAUCCACCACCAGCAUUGGAGGAAUACAAUCCUUUCACAGAUGGGCAAAAAGCACCGCCAGGGAAUGUUGAAAAGCCUCCAAUGCCCAGUACACAGCCAGCUAUUAUGAAACCUACAGAGGAGCCUCCCACAUAUGCUCCACAUACACAGGAAACCGCCGCAGCCCAGGCGGAAUUGUUGAGACGCCAGGAAGAACUAGAGCAAAAAGCAGCAGAACUUGAUCGGCGGGAACGGGAGAUGAAAAAUCUCAGCUAUGAUCCUCGGAAGAACAAUUGGCCUCCACUUUCUGAACGAUGUCCUGUGGGGCCAUGUUUCUAUCAAGACCUCUCGGUAGAUAUCCCUGUUGAAUUUCAAAAGACAGUCAAGAUGCUCUACUACUUAUGGAUGUUUCAUUCUGUAACUCUUCUGGUAAAUAUUUUUGGUUGCCUUGCCUGGUUCUGUGUUGAUAGCUAUCGAGGCGUGGACUUUGGCCUGUCCAUUCUCUGGUUCUUGCUUUUUACCCCCUGUUCGUUUGUUUGUUGGUACAGACCACUCUACAAGGCUUUCAGGAGUGACAGUUCCUUCAGCUUCUUUCUAUUCUUCUUCGUAUUCAUAUGUCAGUUUGCAGUCCAUGUUCUACAAUCAGUAGGAAUUCCACAGUGGGGGAACUGUGGUUGGAUUUCAGCACUAACAGCUCUUAAUAAAAGUAUUCCUGUCGGUGUUCUGAUGAUGAUUACUGCAGCAGCUUUUACUGGCUCGUCUGUUGUCUCACUAAUCAUGUGUAAAAAGGUGCAUGGAAUGUAUCGUACUACAGGAGCUAGCUUUGAAAAAGCUCAGCAAGAGUUUGCGACGGGAGUAAUGUCGAACAAAACUGUACAAACCGCUGCAGCGAAUGCAGCCUCUACUGCUGCCCGUGGUGCUUUCAAAGGCAACCAAAUUUAAAGGAGAUGGGGAAGCACACCACCUCUCUACUUGAUUUCAUCUGUCCAUGUACUGCUCCAGUCAUUACAACCAUACUGAUAUCUAUAAACAUGGUCUCAUCAUAACUUCAGCAUGACCUUUAUAAGGGAAAAAAAUUAAAAAUCUUUAUGUAGCCCUUGAAUUAGGUUUUCGCAUGGGCUAAAAAUUGACAAACAGUACUUGCUUGACUGAAACAUUCUUUUUUAAUCGCUUUUUAUUUUCCCUAGAUAUUUUGGAACAAUCAUACUGACCUUUUUUCUCUUUUUUUUGUUAAAGCUGUAAAUAGCAUGUUUCAUUUAAUAUUGUAUUUCUGAAUUACUGGAGAAUCUUGCAUCUUCUGUGCUACACUGGAUUGCUGUCUAAUUUGCACGCAAAUUUGUGAUAUUGAAGAAUUGUUUGUGCUACCAGUGUACAUUGGAUUGGAUUUUUUUUUUCCCUGUGUGUCUGAUGCAUCAUCUGUAACUGCCCCGAUAAAACCCCACUUCCAAGUCAAUACUCAAGUACCUUUAAUCAUUUGCAAUUGUUUGUAGUUUUUCCUCUUAACUUUUUGUCUAUUAACUCAAAAUGUCAUCUAUCACACUUAGACAUUUUAGUGGUGUAAUCACAUGGUUGAUUUACUAUUUCUAGCAUAAUUGAGUACAUGAUCCAAACCAAGAAUCCUAAAUAAUUGGAGUGUAAGCUGUGUGGCACAGUAUAAUUUGAUGUUGUCAAUUACAAGUGGAGUGAAUUGUUUGGAAUGUCUUUUGGAAAUUGAACUGCAAUAAUUGAGUAUGUUGUGCCUUCAACUAUUACAAAUUGACAGUGCAAAACAAAUUCCUGCCGUAAGAGUCUUUGAGAAAUACGAAUUCUGCUUGUAAAGGGUUGUACUUGCCCGUUUUAAUUUUGAUUUUUUUAAAAAUCAACUAUUGACAUGUUCAAUAGCAUUUUGGGCUCGUCUGGCAUUUCAGUUUAUUGGAUCAUGUUUUGGAAAUAAUAAUCUUUUUCUUUCCAGUUAAAAUAUUGGUUUAAUUAGAUUUCUGAAGGCUGUUCGAAUACAAGAUUGAUAAAUGGUUGAAUUGACAGUUUGCUCUUUAAAAUGUGACAUCGAUAAGUAAAGCAACUGACUGUACUACUGUUAAGUGUUUCAAUCUUGUUGAUCAAUGAGAUCAUCUCUUGCAUUCGCGAAGAUAGUUCUUAUGAUUGGCUGUUGGUUACGUGCGUGUCUAACCCUAUUGCAGGUCUAAUCUAGAAGCGGUGAUAUCUACAUUUUUCUUCUUGCUGUUGGUUAUUUUUAUACCCACGCUGCUCCUUCCUAAAAUCAGCGAUGCCACUGAAGAAAAUCCUGCUCCCAUGAUGGGCCUGAAGAAGAAAGGACUUUCCAUUUUGAAAAAUGGAUACCGUAAUAUGUGAACGGAUAUAGUGAAAAUUGCACUGUAUAGGUUACCUUGUGUAUAGAGAAUUCUUCAACACUGAUUUAAGUUUUAAUCUGAAGUACUCAUUGAGUGCAGAUAUUUCAGAAGCAGAAGCUGGAUUCAGUCAGCCAAUCGAUAAUUACACAAGUAUUCAAAUGUAGAUCAUGACAGCUUUGGUAAUGUUUGCAGUUGCGGUGAGUACAGCAGAUUGCAAUUCUUGCCAGGUCCGCAUACCUGUUACAAAUUUCCUUGCAAUCCUGGAUCUUUGUUUUCCAUUUUAUUUGACUGAAGUGCUAUUGAAGUGUGCAGUUUAGGUUCAUUUUGUGUGUGUGUGUAUGUGUUAGCUUGACUUAGUUCCGGUUGUUGGUUUCGUAAGCUGAUCAAGCAUCAUUGAAGUGUUGUUUUAUUUAUUUUGCUUAUGCAUCAUUUUUUUUUUCUUUUCUGAGUUCAUUGUUGUAUAAAUUGUAUUUUGAGGGAUAAUGUACACACUUGAUUUUCAAAGCAGUUGUAACAUUUUAAAGAAAUUCAAGGCAUAAUAUGCAUUGAAAUAUACAUUGUUUAUAAUGUCAUGACUGAGUGUUGGACUAGACAGUUUCAGUUUGUAAUGCCUCGAGUUUGUAUGCACAAGUAUCAUAAACCUACCACUGCGGUUCCAUCACCCAUGACUAUUAAUUGACACUUUUGAACCAGUCAAGAGAAAGCAGAGAAUUUAGUUGAAUCCUGCAAUUGGAGCAUGGCAUUUGAUGCAACCAGGUGAACUCUAUAUUUCUGGUCACAGCACCACCCAUUUACCUGUAAGUAGCAGGCACAGACAGAAUAUAUCAAUUAAUUAAUGAAUUAAUUGAAAAUAGGAUGUCAGGCAAAGCUAAUAAUGCAAACUUUAAUAAACCCCAAGCUUUGAACAAAUUAGCUUGUAAUAAGAGCAUUUCCUCGCUUGCAUAUUUUAAACAAAAUUGCAAUUAAAAUAUAUUUUUAAAAUAAAAUUGAAUGAAAUCUUGAUUUAUACAUAUUUGAAAGAUUAGUUAUGGAUAUGUGAAUGGAGUGCUUUUUAGUAGAAUUAUCAUGAUAACCAAACAUCUUGUUUUGAAUGGAAUCAAUGGUAACAAAUUGUUCUGUUAUUGGUGCUUCUUAUGUUAAAUGUUAUACUAAAUAUUUUAAUGUAGCAAGAGGCAUUGAAGGAAAUGUCAUCCUUUGUUAAUUUAUAUAAUUAGUGAUAUUGGUGUAUUUUCUACUUUAAAGAACUUUUGUUGUGCAGUACUGUGAUAAAUCUUAAUUAAAUUGUGAAAUGGUGCAGAAAUGGCAAUGUUUGUUAAACAAAACUUUUGGGUAUGCAAGACUCAAUUUUCAAUGGUAAAUUCUUCCUUUGAAGUAAACUGGAGCAAGCUUUAUCCCACACUGCCGCAGAUGAUUGUGGAAUUUCUGCUAAAUGUGGAUAUGGACUCUGAUGUUAUCUUGGUGGUGAAGAUUGAGUUUAUGAAUCCUCUGGGGUGUCACUGUCUUAAAUGACAGUCUUGUUUAUGAAUUGUUAUUGAUUUGAAAAGUCUGAAAAUCGAUUCUCAGUGUUAAAUGUGGCAUUGAUUUGUGUACUGUUAGGGAUUUUGGUGACAUUUGUAGUCUUGCCUUUUAUAUAAAAUAAGUGCAAAACUUGAAUCGUAU